Penicillium paradoxum is the source of this 1281-nucleotide messenger RNA. RefSeq lists its product as uncharacterized. Bases 1 to 1281 code for a protein of 426 amino acids. Gene Ontology annotation, molecular function: RNA-3'-phosphate cyclase activity. Gene Ontology annotation, cellular component: nucleus. The transcript is spliced from 2 exons. The record is from RefSeq and is a predicted model, not a curated record. NCBI's taxonomy places the organism in Eukaryota, Fungi, Ascomycota, Eurotiomycetes, Eurotiales, Aspergillaceae. Gene Ontology annotation, biological process: RNA processing.
AUGGGAUCCAUUAGCGAGGAAGAUUUAAUCCUUAUCGAAGGCACCCGCUACGAGGGAGGUGGGGGAUUGAUUCGAGACACCCUGUCUUAUGCAACCAUCCUCAACAAGCCCGUUAGAAUUGAAUCAAUCCGCGCAAAUCGGCCAGGCAAAGGUGGACUCCGCCUCGAACACACAGACUCAAUGAACGCCAUGGCACGGCUAAGCGCGAGCAUAGUAGAGGGGAACACCCCUCACAGCCGUGAGAUCACGUUCUACCCUCACGCUGCACUCAAAGAUUCUUCUUCUGGUCGAGACCCAUUGCACAGGCUGGAGUUUCAGAUAGAAGGCGCAGCCGCGAUUUUCAUGAUAGCCGUUCUGCCUUAUAUCUUCUUCUCCACUCUCGGACCCGCCAGCUCUUCUUCCUUUGCCAAAGAGAGAAUUGGAGAUGGCAUUGAUCUCGAUAUCCGCGCGGGGACCGUAUGCGUAAAGGCGCCUUCCUACGCGUACGUGCAACAAGUACUCAUCCCCACCUUUCAAUCCAUCAAUAUUGGAGAAGAAAAUUUGAAGGUGUACAAAGACCACGAGCAAGGAUGGCAUACUGAAUUUGGGCAUACCCCGGGUCGCAUGAGAGUAUGGGCAAAGCCAUUUAACAAGCCUUUACCGGCGUUCCAGCUGGAGCGACGUGGCACUGUCGUACGGAUUAGGGCUACCAUUCACGGGCCUGGGGAGACUCUGGAUGUUUUCCACGAGACGGUAAGAAGAGAAAUCAAAAGCGCUCUCAAACCCGGCUGGUUUUCAUCGGUCGAAGUGCUUAGUGAAGCGUUUGCAUCGGUGGCCCCCGGUCAGUAUCACCUGCUACUGGUAGCGGAGACUGAGUCCCCACGAGCAUAUCUUGGCUAUGAACAGAUUUGUCCGCAGAAGGGAGGGCUUUCCUGUGGACUGGAGAACAGUAGCGAGGAGAUCUUUAGGUAUAUCACUCGCGUGUGUAUCCGAGGCUUACAUGAUGAGCUUGCUCACGGCAAUGCUGUCGACGAACAUCUUGAAGGCAUGCUCGUUCCAUACCAAGUCCUAGCGGAUGGGUUUUCUUCUAGUACCGCUGAACGUAACGCGGAGCUUGUGCAGGAGAACGAAAAUCUGGCAAUUCCAUUUGAAAAACCUGAGGAGUCAUACUAUGUGGACGUGACAACCUUGCACUUGAGAACAAGCUUCUGGGUGGCAUCCCAGUUGACUGGUGUUGACUUCGAAGACAAUGAAGGCCGUUUCGGGUGCCAUGGUAUCGGGCUGGGAGUGAACGCUGCGUAG